AUGGAUGAUGACUCUCCUCGUGAUACAAAUAUGGAUGAUGACUCUCCUUGUGACACUGAUAUGGAUGAUGACUCUCCUCGUGAUACAAAUAUGGAUGAUGACUCUCCUUGUGACACUGAUAUGGAUGAUGACUCUCCUCGUGAUACAAAUAUGGAUGAUGAGACUCCUUGUGACACAGAUCUGGAUGAUGACUCUCCUUGUGACACAGAUCUGGAUGAUGACUCUCCUUGUGACACAGAUGUGGAUGAUGACUCUCCUUGUGACACAGAUGUGGACGAUGACUCUCCUUGUGACACAGAGGUGGACGAUGACUCUCCUUGUGACACAGAUAUGAAUGAUGACUCUUUGUGA
Messenger RNA from Homarus americanus (American lobster), 351 nucleotides. RefSeq names its product clumping factor A-like. The transcript has a single exon. The record is from RefSeq and is a predicted model, not a curated record. Bases 1 to 351 code for a protein of 116 amino acids. Lineage: Eukaryota; Metazoa; Arthropoda; Malacostraca; Decapoda; Nephropidae.